CUGGACUGUCCUCCAGCCACGCGCGGCAUGUGGCACUAGGCAUGAGUAGUCAGCCCUUUUGGAGGAGAUUGUAGUUUGCAGUAGUUUCUGAAUCUCGGGCUCUGGACCCGUCUAAUCCUUUCAAGGUGCGUUCGGGCGCCACCACAAUUCUUCACUAGCCCCUGAGAGAGUCCCGGAAAAGUGAGGAUCAAAGAAGGAGGAAAAAAAAAAAAAAAAAAAAAAACCAGCCAGGGAUGACUAGAACAGGUGAGAGAUGCACUUGAACCCACAACCUGCACAGACCCUACUUCCCCUGAGGGCUCUCGGAGUAGGGGACCCGCCUGUUCCCUGCUCUUCAGGGGUUAAUCCCCCUCCGCCUUUCCUGCGCUCAGCGGUGCCAAAGUGGGUGUUACUGGAAUUCCUCCCUCUCUCCCGUAAUGAGGAGGCUGAGCCGUCUCUCCGAGGAGGGGGCAAUAGUGUGGAUAAAAGAGACUGGGAAAAAAAAGUGGGAGGUUUCCAAAAAUAAAACCCUUCAGAUCCCCUCCUGAGGUUGCAGUGACAGGGGGAAGAGACCAGCUGUGUGUUCAGAGUGGGCUGGGGGCACAGGGCUUAACGCGAGGUCAAGAACAGGUCUGAAUCCGGGAGAAUUCUCGAUAUCCCGGCACCGACCAAAUCCUUUCCCCCAAGCUCUUGAUCGAGAGGCAGGUUUGGGACCGAAAUUGCUGGGUGGAAAGUGAAUUUCAAGGCAAGCAUCUCCUGCCUGGCGAGACCAGGAGCCUGGGAGCCCGGCGUGCAACUGCUCCGGGCGCUACAUGUGGCCGCUGCGGCUAGUUGUCCGCUGAGUUCUUCUUGCCCGAGGCCAAUCAUGGGAAGCUACUGGAGAAGUUUUCUGCCCUUGACCUUGGCUUUUUUUGUGGGUGUGGGUGAUGCCCAGCGGGAUCUCGUGGGAAGGUACGAGCCCUCAGGCAGGGACCGGGGCCGCCUUCGGCGACCUGGCGUCAACCACUCCGGUGCGACUGUAGGCAAGGUGUAUAGUCUGUUCCGGGACCAAGGAGGGCUUGGUCCAGGUCAGCCUCACGGAGAUGUACCUCAGCCGGUUUGGGGACACCUGAGGAACCCAACCGACGGCGAGAUCAGGAGGCCUCUCAGAACGCAGCAGACUCGUAGAGUCCCGCCACCUGUACAGAUGUCUGCGAUUACCCUACGACAACAGAGCCCACCUCUGGCCAGGACUGCCUCUGCUCUCCAGCGCCCUAGGACCGGGCAGAGAGUCCGGGCUGCGCCCCCGCCCCCGCCCUCCUCCCGAGGGCGACUGAUGGGGAGGAACGUCUGCGGGGGACGGUGCUGCCCAGGAUGGACGACUGCCAACAGCACCAAUCAGUGCAUCAAACCUGUCUGUGAGCCACCAUGCCAAAACAAAGGUUCCUGCAGUCGGCCCCAGCAAUGUGUCUGUCGUUCUGGUUUCCGAGGCAACCGUUGUGAAGAAGUCAUUCCUGAGGAAGAGUACCACCCCCAACCUUCAUGGCCAGUGCCUCGGUCACCAGUGGGUUUGCCCAGCCUCAGCAGGAGUAGUGGGUUGAGAGAGAAUCCUGCCUCGGUGGUACAGUCCCCAGUGUUGCAGAAAUUACCAACUGGGAAUGCAAACCAGAUCAGCCAUCCAAUCUCUCCCCAGCAGCAGUUGAGGUCAUCCCCGACCAUCCGGCGGUACCCAGGAGUGGUCACUGGCCAGCUGACUUCCAAUGCUCUAACUGGAGGGAAUGGUCAUGAGCAGAGUGACUCAUCACACCGAGCAAUACACGUGGCUCCUGGCUCAUCCCCCUGGGGGCUAAACCUGACUGAGAAAAUCAGGAAGAUCAAGAUUGUCUUCACCCCAACCAUCUGCAAACAAACUUGUUCCAAUGGACGAUGUAUCAAUGACUGCUCCAAAGGGGACACCACCACCCUGUACAGUCAGGGGGGUCAUGGACACGACCCCAAGUCUGGCUUCCGCAUCUAUUUUUGCCAGAUCCCCUGCCUGAAUGGAGGCCGCUGCAUUGGUAGGGAUGAAUGCUGGUGUCCUGCCAACUCCACAGGGAAGUUCUGCCACUUGCCGGCUCUUCAGGUGAACAGAAAGCCAGAGAGGCCCCCUCCUGUGGCCCCUGCUGAAGGCUCUUUGAAACAGUCUGUCUACAUGCUGCCCCUCUCCAACCAACUGGCCUCUGUGAACCCCUCCCUGGUGAAGGUGCACAUUAACCACCCACCAGAAGCCACAGUUCAGAUCCACCAAGUGGCAAGAGUUCGGGGGGAAACUGAACCCCAUGAGGAGAAUAGUGUGGAGACCAGACCUGCUCCCCGGCUCCCCAUCCGACCUGGCCAUGAGCAGUGGGACAUCAACACCAUCACCUCACAGACCAGGGAGCCUCCUCAGCUGCCACCACCAUCUUUCCCCAAGCCUGAGGGCCUACUAGGCUGGUGCUAUCAGAACUCAGUGAAUGACCAGUGUGCCAACCCUUUGCGGGAGUUGACCAAGCAAGAGGAUUGCUGUGGGAGCGUCGGAGCCUUCUGGGGCGUAAAUGCAUGUUCCCCGUGCCCUCCCAGGCCAGCUUCUCCAGUGAUUGAAAAUGGUCAAGUGGAAUGUCCCCAAGGGUACAAGAGACUGAAUCAUACUCACUGUCAAGAUAUCAAUGAAUGCCUUCUGCUGGGACUGUGCAAAGAUGCUGAGUGUGUGAAUACCCGGGGCAGCUACCUCUGCACCUGCAAGCCGGGCAACAUGUUGGACCCAUCUCGAAGCCACUGUGUGUCUGAUAAAGCCGUGUCCAUGGAGCAGGGACUGUGCUUCCGAUCAGCAGGGACAGGCACAUGUACACUGCCCCUAGCCCAGAGGAUCACCAAGCAGAUUUGCUGCUGCAGCCGGGUUGGAAAAGGAUGGGGGAAGAAGUGUGAGAAGUGUCCUCUACCUGGCUCAGAGAGCUUCCGAGAGAUCUGUCCUGCUGGCCAUGGUUACACUUAUUCCAGUUCUGAUAUACGCCUGUCCAUGAGGAAAGCAGAGGAGGAAGAGCUGGCUAGGAGCUUGGAAAAGCCAGGGGAGAGAAACAACGGGACUCUAAUCUGGACGGCUGGGAGGCAACCCCUUCGAGAAGUGACAGCCAGCCAAUCAGAAGCUGUGGCCACUUCUGCCAAAGGUGACUCUGAUGGUGGCCAGAUCACUGCAACUGUUGACUCUAUGCCAGCUGGGUCCCUGGCACCUGCCAUAGAAACGCCAUCUCCGCCACUCUUUGGGCAGGUGACCCCAGAUCCUCGGGAAGAAGAAAAAGAUACAUCCCUCCCCAGUGUGGCUUCAACAUUGAACAAAGACAAUGACAGAUGUGCUACUCUGGCUGAAGAUGUCUGUGGUCCAGGAACUUGUGUGAACCUUCCAGGAAAAUACAGCUGUGUCUGUAACCCUGGUUACCAGCUGCAUCCCAGCCAGGCUUACUGUACAGAUGAGAAUGAGUGUCUCCGUGACCCCUGCAAAGGAAAAGGGCGCUGCAUCAACAGAGUGGGCUCCUACUCCUGCUUUUGUUAUCCUGGCUACGUGCUAAUCACUUCUGCUGCUACUCAGGAGUGCCAAGAUGUAGAUGAGUGUGAGCAACCCGGGGUAUGCAUUGGAGGACAGUGCACCAAUACUGAUGGCUCUUACCACUGUGAGUGUGGCCAAGGAUACAUCAUGAUCCGGAAGGGACAUUGUGAAGAUAUUGAUGAAUGCCGCCAUCCCAGCACUUGUCCUGAAGGGAGCUGUGUCAACUCCCCUGGCUCCUACACGUGUCUUGCCUGUGAAGAAGGCUACAGAAGUCAGAGUGGACGAUGUGUUGAUGAGGAUGAAUGUCUGGCCCUAGGGAUCUGUUUGCAUGGAAAGUGCAUCAAUCUGGAAGGCUCUUUCAGAUGCUCCUGUGAACUGGGCUUCCAAGCCACAGAGGAUGGGAAAGGUUGUAACGAUGUAGAUGAAUGUGCCUCUCCUGGUGUCUGCCUCUCUGGAAUUUGCUCUAACACCAUUGGUUCCUUCUCUUGUAAUGAUUGUGACAGGGGAUACCAGCCAGAUGCCCUUGGGCGUAUGUGUGAAGAUGUGAAUGAAUGUGAAGACCCCCAGGUCAAUUGUAUAGGAGGAGAAUGUAAGAAUACUUUGGGUUCCUAUCAGUGCCACUGUCCACUUGGCUUCCAGUUAAUCAAUGGUACCAUGUGUGAUGAUUUGGACGAAUGUGCUGGGGAGGAAGAAUGUGCACCCCAUGGCGAGUGUCUCAAUACCCAUGGGUCCUUCUUCUGCGUCUGUGCCCCCGGCUUCUCCAGUGAGCCCGGGGGGACUAGCUGCCAGGACGUGGACGAGUGUGCCGAUAUAGCCAGGUGCCUUGGAGGGCAGUGUCUCAACACAGAAGGUUCCUUCAUCUGUGUGUGUGAGGGUGGAUUCCGGUCUUCUCCAGAGAAUGGGGAGUGCAUAGAUGUGGAUGAAUGUAAGGACUUUGGGGACACAGUGUGUGGAACCUGGAGGUGUGAGAAUAGUCCUGGAUCAUACCGCUGCAUCAUGGGCUGUCAGCCUGGCUUCCAUAUGACCCCAACAGAAGACUGCAUUGACAUAGACGAAUGCGCCAACGAGACCUUGUGUGGGAACCAUGGCUUCUGUGACAACACUGAUGGCUCCUUCCGCUGCCUGUGUGAUCGUGGCUACGAGGUCUCACCUUCAGGCUGGGAUUGUGUAGAUGUGAAUGAGUGUGAGCUGAUGGUGGCAGUGUGUGGGGCUGCACUCUGUGAGAACGUGGAAGGAUCUUUCUUAUGUCUCUGUGCCGAUGACCAUGAGGAAUAUGAUGCACAAGAUGGCCGUUGCCGCCAGCGGACUGUAGCAGGCCAAGAAAGCAUGAAGGAGCUAACUGGGGAAAACUUCCCUGGACCAGAGCGCAAAUUCUGCUACUCGGGACCAAGCAACCAGUCACCCUGCACCAGCAUCCUGGGUCGGAACACCACAAGGGAGGAGUGCUGCUGUACCCAGGGAGCCAGCUGGGGAGACAGCUGUGACCCCUGCCCUUUCCCUGGCACAGUGGAAUUCAGCGAGCUCUGCCCCAGUGGGAAGGGAUAUAUCCCUGUGGAAGACACUUGGAUGUUUGGACAAACCACAUAUACUGAUGCAGAUGAAUGCUUGAUGUUUGGCUCUGAGCUUUGUCACAAUGGCCAGUGCCUCAACACAGUGCCUGGAUAUAUCUGCCUUUGUAACCCUGGCUAUCGCUAUGAUGCCUCCCACAUGGAGUGCGAAGAUCAUGAUGAAUGCCAGGACACAGCCUGUGAGAACGGAGAGUGUGUGAAUACAGACGGCUCCUUCCACUGCUUCUGUAGUCCCCCCCUGGUCCUGGACCCCAGCCAGAGACACUGUGUGAACAGCACGGGCAGCAUGGACCUCCCCGACCAUGACAUCCACAUGGACAUCUGCUGGAAAAAAGUCACCAAUUAUGUGUGCAGCCAGCCCUUCCGAGGUCGGCGCACCACCUACACCGAGUGCUGCUGCCAGGACGGGGAGGCCUGGAGUCAGCAGUGCGCCCUGUGUCCCCCCAGGAAUUCUGAGGUCUUUGCCCAGCUGUGCAACGUGGCAAGGAUAGAAGCUGAGCGAGAAGCCGGCCUUCAUCCCCGGCCUGGCUAUGAGUAUGGCCCUGGGCCUGAUGACCUGCACUAUGGUCUCUAUGGCCCUGAGGGGGCCCCCUUUUAUAACUACCUGGGUCCUGAGGAGGGUGCUUCAGAGUCCCCUUUCCUGCACCCUGGCAGCGGCCCAGUGCCCAAUCUUCCUGCCCUUGAGCCACCACUGCAGCCUUCAGAAGUUCAGCCCCACUUCCUGGGCAACCGACCAGGGAACUAUGACAGCUUUGAAGGUCUCCGAGCAGAAGAAUGUGGCAUCCUUAACGGCUGUGAGAAUGGCCGCUGUGUCCGAGUAGAUGAGGGCUAUACCUGUGAUUGCUUUGAAGGCUUCCAGCUGAAUAUUGCCCAGAUGGCUUGUGUGGAUAUAAAUGAAUGUGAGAACAUGCAUGGGCUCAUAGCUCCCUGUGCACAUGGUCACUGCGAGAAUACGGAGGGCUCCUAUUACUGCCAGUGCCCUGUGGGCUAUGUGGCCAUGGCAGGGCCCCCUCGCUGUAUCCCCAAGGAAUAAUGAAGGACAGCACUUGGCAGCCACCUGGAAACGGCCCGUCAUCCACAAGGGCCCUGAGGAGGAAGAGACCAUGAAGGCAGCAGUAAGGGGGCUGGAGGCUCAGCCCCCAGCAAGUCUCCUUCUCCCACCAUCUCUCAUGGCUAAGGCCCUCAGGAGGCCUGCUUCAGCCGGGAGUUUCCAGCUUGGCUCAAACACCACCUGCUGCUUUGAUGCUUCAGCCACUGGUCAUGGGGCCUGACUCAUUGCCUUGCCCUGUGAUACUUGCUGAGGGAAGAGCCCAUUCUCUUCUCUCCAAACUGUGCCUGUCUGCAGGGCCCUUUAGCCUCACACUAUAGGCAUCCCCCUCCAGCUAUGACUCAAAGGAACCCGCAGCUGCGAAAGGGGCAAACAGCUGCCUCACUCUUUGGCCAGUCGUUGAGGGCCGUAGCGCUGGACGGGGAUUAGAGUUUUGCUGAUGAUUCCAAAGCCCCUCUUGGGAGGACGUCUGUCUCUACGAGGCUGGGCUGGGCCCUUCUUUUGAUGUAUCUCCAUUUUAUAGCCAGUUCUGUGACCCCAGGUGGGCAGCAAACCCCCUCACCACAGAGCAGCAAGACUGGUGCGGGCCUUCUCCUGUGCAGGAGAUUCCAGAGAAGGGAAGCAAAGCAAAGACAGACCCAAGAGAAAUGAGAUCAAAGCGGGAUGGGGUAGGGGAGGAGAGGAGAAUGGGGAGGCAAAGGAGAAAGAAAGAGCCAAAAUUUUACAGGAGUCCAAAGGAAACAUUUCAGUGGCUUCAGCUUGGUAAAUUUGCAUCUCCCAGCAGGGCCCAGCCCUGUGUGCGCCAGUAGCAGGGCUGUUUGUUGCAAGAUGCCCUCCUCUCCAACAGACCUUUGUAAACUACACAUAGCUUUUUGUAGAAACCAAAUCUCUCUUGUGCUCUCCUUUUUUGAAAACCAGUUUGAUGUGUUAUAAAUAAAAAGGUCGAUUUUCUGGCCUGUGGAUUACA
Molecule: messenger RNA, 7100 nt
Organism: Sarcophilus harrisii (Tasmanian devil)
Lineage: Eukaryota; Metazoa; Chordata; Mammalia; Dasyuromorphia; Dasyuridae
Gene: LTBP2
Product: latent transforming growth factor beta binding protein 2
Exons: 35
Coding region: 845-6118 (1757 amino acids)
Molecular function (GO): calcium ion binding
Source: RefSeq, a predicted model, not a curated record